AUGCAGUCACACACAACAAUAAUCCUGGUCUUCUUAAUCCCAAUAUCCCUAAUUAUCUUACUCCCCUACCUCAAACUCAACCGCAAAUUCCCCAUCAAACUGCCAUGGCCCCGCAAAUCAAGCGAGAUCAUCUCACUACGCAUGUAUCCCAUAAAAUCAUGCCGAGGCCUAGAAGUUACUCAAACAAUCCUGAAAAGCCACGGUCUUGACCUCGACCGCCGCUGGAUGCUAAUCGACGCAUCAACAAACACAUUCUUGACAAUCCGCCAAAUCCCAAAUAUGACACUCAUCACCACAGCGCUGAGUUCAGACGGCGAGGAACUGAUCGUAAAUGUGCCAAAGAUCACCGAGACCAAAUCCGACAAAUCCCAAAAUCAUGAAGAGGAGAAUGAAUUUCACACAAUCUGCAUCCCAUCCCAUCCCACCCCCAAGUGGCUCGAGGAAAAUACAUCCAUCAGCCCCGUUCGCAUAUGGGAUACCGAUACAGACGGGUACAUGUAUAGCGAGUCCAUCAAUGCGCCUUUCUCUUCAUUCCUAGGUCGAAAUGUUGCGCUCGUAUAUAAAGGUCCCACGCCACGCGUACUCAAAGGCAACGGUGAUCCCAGACUUCUAGGCCGUGUCCAGACGACCGGGUUUCCGGAUGUUCAUCCCGUUCUUAUUGCAUCUGAAGAUUCGUUGCGUGAGCUAAAUACGCGUCUGGGAAGGGCCGGCGUUGGUCCUAUUACCGUUGAACGGUUCCGGCCGAAUAUCGUUGUUCGGGGCGGGCCGGCUUGGAGUGAGGAUUCUUGGAAGGUGGUUCGUAUUACUGCGGAUCGGUCUAGAUCCAAUCCUGGGGAUGGGGAUUGGGAGAGAAGUAAGCUUGAUUUGGAUGUUGUGGCUCGUUGCGCGCGCUGCCAGGUGCCGAAUGUUGAUCCGGGAACGGCGGUUAAGCAUAAGAAGCAACCUUGGGAUAUGUUGGUGUCUUAUCGGAGGGUUGAUGAAGGGACUAGAUUCAAGCCUUGUUUUGGGAUGUUGAGUGCGCCGAGGGAUGAGGGGGUUAUUAGGGUCGGGAUGAGGAUGGAGGUUUUGGAGGAGACGAAUGAGCAUCGUUAUUUGACUGGGUUUUAA
Messenger RNA from Penicillium soppii, 1107 nucleotides. RefSeq names its product MOSC domain-containing protein. The transcript has a single exon. Gene Ontology annotation, molecular function: pyridoxal phosphate binding; molybdenum ion binding; catalytic activity. The record is from RefSeq and is a predicted model, not a curated record. Bases 1 to 1107 code for a protein of 368 amino acids. Lineage: Eukaryota; Fungi; Ascomycota; Eurotiomycetes; Eurotiales; Aspergillaceae.